CAAAAGUGAUAGAAAAAAAGCUUUUUGAGCUUUAUAUUUCUCUGCCAUCAUCCUUUUUUUUGUUUUGUUUUUUAAAAUACAGCAUUAUUUUUAGAAGGAACUGUGUUUUCUUCCAAGUCUGCUGGGCUACAACAAAAUGGCCGUUAAGAACCAAUUACAGAAGAGCCUGCCUUUUACCCAUAAAACUGACCGCUGGGGGGAUGGGCACUAUUGUUGCAGGAAGUGAAUGGGACAGAGUUGUGAGCGAUGGAGGAAAAUUGUACAGACCUGACGGAGAGGAUAUUACGGCUCACCCUGGAGAUCAUCUACCUGCUGACUGGGGAGGAUAACAUUGUUGCGAAGAAGACACCAGGAGAUGGAGACUACUCCAUAUUUAUUCCUCUACAUUCCUUACUGGUUCCUGGAAGAAAUAAUGAGAAGAAGAUUCUAGAAGUCAUCCAGAAGAUGAUUGAUCUGCUGACAGAAGAGAGUGAAAACUGGAGCAAUAUUAAUGUUAGUGUAAAACAAAAGAUAAAACAAGAAGAGGCAGAUGGUGUGAGGAAAGAACUGGAGUGUUUAAAAGGACACAAGGAUCUCUACAGGGACGUCAUGAUGGAGAAUCAGCCGCCCCUCACAUCACCGGAUGGAUCCAGUAAUGGGAACCCACCAGAGAAAUGUCCCCGUCCUCUGUAUUCCUGGGAAUCCAUCCAGAAAGGUCACACCAUCUCUCACCAUCAUCAGGGGGUAGCAGUGUUCAGUAUCAAAACAGAGGUCAAAGAGGAAGAAGAGAUGUAUGUGAGUGGAAACCAGCCGUCUUUGAAAGAAGCCAAAACAAUGGAGACAAUUAGCAAGGAUCAAUCUUCUCUAGAUGUCAGCACAUGUGGACCCAAUGGAUGGAAUACCCCAGAGGGAAGUCCUAUUUUAUCUGGACAUUAUAACAAAGAAGAUAAUGGUGUGGCACAGUGUUCUCCAGGAGUAAGCAAACCUAACCAUAUGGUUAGAUCAACAGGUUCAUUUAAUUCUGAGGAGUCCAAAGAUAUACCACAUAGUAUUCUCCCAAAUGUCCAACCAAGCCUUCAUAUUGCAGUGAGAUCACCAGAUCCUUCUAAUCCCAAGGAAUCUUCUCCCAAUUAUUUGAAUCCUCUUCAGGAAUAUGAGAAUUCAUUCAAUAAACAUGACUUGGUUGUACCCCAGAGCAUCAACACCAUCGAUAGACGUUUUGCUUGUUCCGAGUGUGAGAUCAGCUUUACAAAGAAAUCACAUUUUGUUCAACACCAGAGAACCCACACCGGGGAGAAGCCCUUCUCAUGUUCUGAGUGCGGAAAGUCUUACACUGAGAAAUCGAGCCUGAAAAGACACCUACGAGUUCACACCGGGGAGAAGCCCUUUUCCUGUACCAAGUGUGGAAAGUGCUUCUUCGAUAAAAGGAGCCGGGAUAACCACUUGAAAGUUCACACCGGUGAAAAGACGUUCUCCUGUCCCGAAAAAAAAUCUCAAGCAGCGUAUACACAGCACCUGAGUCCACUGAAAAACGUAUGGUGGAGUGUUGUAGGCUGAAGUGUUAUGUCCAUCAAACAAUGGAACAAUAAACAUAAGGGCUUCUGAAACGAUCAACCAACCCAUGUGGAAUAUUUUACAUAAAUGUAUGGAAGGGGUUGAGAUGAUUGGUGAGUUUGGCCUUACACCCCCAUCAUAGCAUAUGCCCAAGAUUAGGAAGAGUUUAUAUGGGAUUUUAAAUGUCCUAGAAUAUUUAUAGAAAAUAAAGUUUUUAUAUAUAUAUAUUGUCACAUUGGGGGUUGUUAGCUCUUGUGGUAGAUGCAUUUUCAUGCAGUGAGCCCACGUUUAUUAAAGGAGGGAAACAAAACAAAAGUCCAUUUAGGAAUCUCACGCAGGGGUUUAAACGAUGAUCAGAAACAACUGAAAAAUACUAGCCCACCUGGCUACUCUUCGAUAGCACUGCUGCCAUAGGAACUGGUCCCUUAAAGCAGCAGCUCCUCCAGACCCCCAGUCUUGGGUGCACAUGGCUUUGAAGCCCUUCAACGCACACAGCAUCUGUCCGCACACAGCGUCUGUCUCAACACAGAGACACCAACAGCCAGUGCUGCACACACUUCACCUUCCUCCACUUCUGCUCUCCCAAGCCCUUCAUUAUAUGAGCUGUGUGCACCUGGGCACACAGCUUGCAGGCUGUCUCUAAAAUCUGGACACAGGGUUGGAGAUCCCAUCCCACCCAUAUCUCUGAGGAAUCUCCAAGCCACAGAGCCCCUUGUAGAAAUAAAUAAAUCUGAGAAAACUGCCAGAGCAGUUCCCCGUUUUAAAAUUUAAGCUCUGCAGCUCGCACUCAGCCGAUAUGCAGACUCUGUGUCCACUUCAAUAUCAUUUUCAUUGGGACAGAGCCUCGCUCUGCCACAAUAUAUAUGUA
This is a messenger RNA of Rana temporaria (common frog), 2401 nucleotides long. Its product is annotated as oocyte zinc finger protein XlCOF8.4-like. Lineage: Eukaryota; Metazoa; Chordata; Amphibia; Anura; Ranidae. The transcript is spliced from 6 exons. The record is from RefSeq and is a predicted model, not a curated record. Bases 247 to 1536 code for a protein of 429 amino acids.